Messenger RNA from Phycodurus eques (leafy seadragon), 1275 nucleotides. It is a transcript of the gene gpank1, whose product is annotated as G patch domain and ankyrin repeats 1. NCBI's taxonomy places the organism in Eukaryota, Metazoa, Chordata, Actinopteri, Syngnathiformes, Syngnathidae. The coding region runs from base 454 to 1182 and encodes 242 amino acids. The record is from RefSeq and is a predicted model, not a curated record. The transcript has 4 exons.
ACAUGCUAACGCUUUGUAGCGAGUAGCUUUGUGUUGUUGUUUUCUCCAAUUCAGCUCAUUUUCAUACUAAUACGCGGUUUAAAUGUUGCGUUUUGACGUGUCUGACUGUUGUAAUUGAAGCAAUGAGUUGAAGACUGAUUUUAAAACUAAUUAACUGACGUUAUAGCCGCCUUGGUAGUAUUGAAGUAGUUCCGUAACAUCGUUGAUCUUCGCGACACAUUGUGUUACUUUCCUUACUGUUUUAAUCAUGCAUGUGUGUUAGUAAACUAGUGGCAAGUAAUAUUUUGUGUUUAUUUAAUGCGAGUUAACAAAAAAAGACUACUUCACUCGAAAAAUCUUUUCUUGGUGUCAAAGGUAACUUUCGUGUCAUUCCUAAUGCAUGUAUCACAAUAAUAACUUCUAAUUAGUCAUUGGUGCUACCUUAAAAACAACUAUUGGAGUUAUUCGUCCGCAAUGGCUGCAGUAGGUUUUACCCCGGCCAGAAAACAGGACAUUUUCAGCAUCGAAGCGUCUCAAACGUGCAGCGCAUCCGGCGGACACGAAGCCAGACAGUUUUACGAAAACCUCCUUAAAGAUGAGAAAGUGACUCGGAAAAGGCGAUGUGGACGAAAUGGGCAGAGUAGCAAAAGGAGGAGAACUGAAACACAUGCCGCUGUGGUGGAAAGAAGAGGCGAAGGCAACCGAAGAAGAGAGACGCCAGGCGGAUACGUCAACUCUGAGAUGUCGCUGGAGCUCCAGGGCCACAAGCUGCUGCGUUAUGCCCAAGAUGGAGACCUCGCCGGGCUGAAAGAUUUGCUUUCGAAGGGGGUGGAUAUCAAUUUCCAGGACACUUUUUUCUGGACAGGCGUGAUGUGCGCAAGCUGGUCGGGACAAAGAGCUGCCGUGAGGUUGCUGCUAGACCAAGGCGCCGCGUGGGUGGGCGUUGUCGACACGCAGGGUCGGGAUGCCAAAGAUCUCGCCUCGGAGGAGGUGUGUUGGAGGAGCUGGAGAGCUAUGGGAGAAGUCCACCAAGACCAACUAAUACCCGGUCGGCUCAGCCUCAGCCGUGCGAAGUGUGUGGCGUGGAUUACACAAGCGACCUGUCAUCACACCUGUCUUCCACGCUGCAUCAGUUCAAUGUCGAACGCCCCCCGCCUGCCCCCGACUACUGUCUUCCUCCCUCCGCCAACAGUUACAAGAUGAUGCUCAGGUGCGGCUGGCGGCCCGGCGUGGGCCUGGGUCCGGAGGGCCGGGGGCCCGAGCGACCCGUGGCCACGGUCCUGAAAAGGGACCAGA